UAUAGUCCGUUCAGAUUGUUGGUGGUGACGGUUGGAACAGUGCUUGGUUUUUUUUGGCGAAACAUUUAGUUAGACUACAGCAAGUUUCGUAAACAACUGCAUCCGACCUGUGCUAGAUAAUAAAUAAAUAUAUAAUUUAAAGGAAAAUAUAGGAAGGCUGAAUAAAAAACCUCACGCAGUGGAGAGGUUGGGGGACUAAAGGAACAUCGAUCGAGGAAAGGAGGAGGAUAACGUUUUUGUUUUUCUAAGAGAUGGACUAAAGACUGUAAAAGCUGUUGUUGCUGGACAGAACUGUCUCGUCGGAGGAAGAUUCAUAUUAUUCUUUUUUUAAUCUGAUGUUGAUUUAGGUUGCAUAAAGUCGUCGAACAUGUCGCGCAAUGGCUUGUGUCCGUUAGUCCGUAGCUAGUUUGUCGGUUAGUCCAUUGCAAUUUUUUUGAGGAUAUUAUAAACCUAAUUUUUUGGAUAUCUUUUUUGGGUGGAUUUUCUUUCAUUCGACCAGUGGAAUCCUGGACAUACCAGUGGAUAUUGUAGAGAUGAGUUCCAGCAGGAAAUAUUGCCUGUUCUUUCUGUUAGUUAGAAGUAUCCUGUCGGACCCCAGUCAUACCAAUCAAGUGGUUCUGUUGGACACCACAGCUGUUCUGGGGGAGCUGGACUGGAGGACCUACCCAGUGAAUGGGUGGGAUGCCAUAACGGAGAUGGACGAACAGAACCGACCUAUCCAUACCUUCCAGGUGUGUCAUGUGAUGGAGUCCAACCAGAACAACUGGCUACGGUCCAACUGGAUCCAGCGCCAGGCAGCACAGAAGGUGUACGUGGAGCUGCGGUUCACCCUGAGAGACUGUAACUCCAUACCCUGGGUGCCAGGCACCUGCAAGGAGACCUUUAACCUCUUCUAUUUCCAGACCGACGAGCCGCACCCCGCCGCCACGCGCUUCAGACCUGCCGACUACGCCAAGGUGGACACCAUUGCUGCCGAUGAGAGCUUCACACAAACGGACCUGGGCGACCGCGUUCUCCGUCUCAACACGGAGGUCCGAGAGGUCGGCCCCGUGACCCAGAAGGGCUUCUACCUGGCGUUCCAGGAUGUGGGGGCGUGUAUCGCCCUGGUCUCCAUCAAGGUGUUCUAUAAGCGCUGUCCAUCCACUCUGAGGAACUUGGCAGCGUUCCCAGCCACGGUGCCGAGGGUUGACUCCUCCUCGCUGGUGGAAGUGCGGGGGGCGUGCGUGGAGAACGCAGAGGAGAGGGACACGCCCAAACUGUACUGUGGGGCGGACGGGGACUGGCUGGUUCCUCUGGGGCGAUGCGUCUGUAGUCUGGGACAUGAGGAGAUUGACGGAUUCUGCCAGGGUGAGUUGUGGCUAACGAUUCUCCCUGGGCACAGACAUCAGUUCAAUGUCUAGAUUUGAUUAAAAUUUGGUUGAGAUGUCAAAUAACGUAAAUUCAAUGUGAAAUCAACAAUA
Molecule: messenger RNA, 1460 nt
Organism: Coregonus clupeaformis (lake whitefish)
Lineage: Eukaryota; Metazoa; Chordata; Actinopteri; Salmoniformes; Salmonidae
Product: ephrin type-A receptor 6-like
Exons: 7
Coding region: 534-1400 (288 amino acids)
Biological process (GO): axon guidance; cell surface receptor protein tyrosine kinase signaling pathway; protein phosphorylation
Cellular component (GO): neuron projection; membrane
Molecular function (GO): protein binding; transmembrane-ephrin receptor activity; ATP binding
Source: RefSeq, a predicted model, not a curated record